This is a messenger RNA of Neogale vison (American mink), 2599 nucleotides long. It is a transcript of the gene GIT1, whose product is annotated as GIT ArfGAP 1. Gene Ontology annotation, molecular function: GTPase activator activity; protein binding. Bases 63 to 2384 code for a protein of 773 amino acids. The record is from RefSeq and is a predicted model, not a curated record. Gene Ontology annotation, biological process: brain development; regulation of ARF protein signal transduction. The transcript is spliced from 21 exons. NCBI's taxonomy places the organism in Eukaryota, Metazoa, Chordata, Mammalia, Carnivora, Mustelidae.
CGGGCCCGCCGCCCGCGCCCCCCACGCUGGCCCAGAGGGCUGCGGCCGCGUCGCCGCUGAGGAUGUCCCGGAAGGGGCCGCGGGCGGAGGUGUGUGCGGACUGCAGCGCCCCGGACCCUGGCUGGGCCUCCAUCAGCAGGGGCGUGCUGGUGUGUGACGAGUGCUGCAGCGUGCACCGGAGCCUGGGCCGCCACAUCUCCGUCGUCAAGCACCUGCGCCACAGCGCCUGGCCUCCCACACUGCUGCAGAUGGUGCACACGCUCGCCAGCAACGGGGCCAACUCCAUCUGGGAGCACUCCCUGCUGGAUCCCGCGCAAGUGCAGAGCGGCAGGCGCAAAGCCAACCCCCAGGACAAAGUCCACCCCAUCAAGUCAGAGUUCAUCAGGGCCAAGUACCAGAUGCUGGCGUUCGUGCACAAGCUUCCCUGCCGGGACGACGACGGGGUCACUGCCAAAGACCUCAGCAAGCAACUGCACUCAAGUGUGCGGACAGGCAACUUGGAGACGUGUCUGCGCCUGCUGUCCCUGGGCGCCCAGGCCAACUUCUUCCAUCCAGAGAAGGGCACCACACCUCUGCACGUGGCUGCCAAGGCGGGCCAGACCCUGCAGGCUGAGCUGCUUGUAGUGUAUGGGGCUGAUCCUGGCUCCCCCGAUGUCAAUGGCCGCACACCCAUUGACUAUGCCAGGCAGGCGGGGCACCAUGAGCUGGCGGAAAGGCUAGUCGAGUGCCAGUAUGAGCUCACUGACCGGUUGGCCUUCUAUCUCUGUGGACGCAAGCCGGAUCACAAGAAUGGGCAUUACAUCAUCCCACAGAUGGCUGACAGAUCUCGGCAAAAGUGCAUGUCUCAGAGCCUAGACCUGUCCGAGUUGGCCAAAGCCGCCAAGAAGAAGCUGCAGGCGCUCAGCAACCGGCUUUUUGAGGAACUUGCCAUGGACGUGUACGAUGAGGUGGAUAGAAGAGAAAAUGACGCCGUGUGGCUGGCCACCCAGAACCACAGCACCCUGGUGACGGAGCGCAGUGCCGUGCCCUUCCUGCCCGUUAACCCCGAAUACUCGGCCACACGGAAUCAGGGGCGGCAGAAGUUGGCCCGCUUUAAUGCCCGAGAGUUUGCCACCCUGAUCAUAGACAUUCUCAGCGAGGCCAAGCGGAGACAGCAGGGCAAGAGCCUGAGCAGCCCCACAGGUGGGAAAGACAACCUCGAGCUCUCUGCAAGGAGCCAGAGUGACCUCGACGACCAGCACGACUACGACAGUGUAGCCUCGGAUGAGGACACGGACCAGGAACCCCUGCGCAGCGCUGGUGCCACUAGGAACAACCGUGCCCGGAGCAUGGACUCCUCAGACCUCUCUGACGGGGCCGUGACCCUGCAGGAGUAUCUGGAGCUGAAGAAGGCUCUGGCCACCUCCGAGGCGAAGGUGCAACAGCUCAUGAAGGUCAACAGCAGCCUGAGUGAUGAGCUCCGGAGGCUGCAGAGGGAGAUCCACAAACUGCAGGCAGAGAACUUGCAGAUCCGGCAGCCGCCGGGGCCGGUGCCCACAGCCCCGCUGCCCAGCGAGCGGGCAGAACACACGUCGAUGGGGCCUGGUGGGAGUGCCCACCGCAGGGACCGCCAGGCCUUCUCCAUGUAUGAACCAGGCUCUGCCCUGAAGCCCUUUGGGGGCCCACCUGGGGAUGAGCUCACCACCCGGCUCCAGCCUUUCCACAGCACUGAGCUGGAGGACGACGCCAUCUAUUCAGUACACGUCCCUGCUGGCCUUUACCGGAUCCGGAAGGGGGUGUCGGCCUCCGCCGUGCCCUUCACUCCCUCCUCCCCGCUCCUGUCCUGCUCCCAGGAAGGAAGCCGUCACACGAGCAAGCUUUCCCGCCACGGCAGCGGUGCCGACAGCGACUAUGAGAACACACAAAGUGGGGACCCACUGCUUGGAAUGGAAGGGAAGAGGUUUCUUGAGCUGGGCAAGGAAGAGGACUUCCACCCAGAGUUGGAAAGCCUGGAUGGAGACCUUGACCCUGGGCUUCCCAGCACAGAGGAUGUCAUCCUAAAGACGGAACAGGUCACCAAGAACAUUCAGGAAUUGUUACGGGCUGCCCAAGAAUUCAAGCACGACAGCUUUGUGCCCUGCUCAGAGAAGAUCCAUUUGGCUGUGACCGAGAUGGCCUCUCUCUUCCCAAAGAGGCCAGCCCUGGAGCCUGUGCGUAGCUCGCUGCGGCUGCUCAAUGCCAGCGCCUACCGGCUUCAGAGCGAAUGCCGGAAGACCGUGCCCCCGGAGCCGGGCGCCCCUGUGGACUUCCAGCUGCUGACUCAGCAGGUGAUCCAGUGCGCCUACGACAUUGCCAAGGCUGCCAAGCAGCUGGUCACCAUCACCACCCGAGAAAAGAAGCAGUGACCACUCUCCCUGCACCCUUACCUGCACCCUGGGACCUCACUGGCCAUGGGAGCUGGGCCACUCCAGACACUAACCCCCACCCCAACAGAGCCGCUGGCGCAAGUGCCCUUAGUGCUGCCACUCUCCCCUGGCAGCCAGGCGCCCUGGUGCCCGCCCCCCCUCAAGCCCCCAAGGUUGGGGAGGUGGGGUGGCAGGAGCUUCUGUCCCCCACAUUC